This is a messenger RNA of Perca flavescens (yellow perch), 2225 nucleotides long. Its product is annotated as clathrin coat assembly protein AP180. The transcript is spliced from 18 exons. The record is from RefSeq and is a predicted model, not a curated record. Lineage: Eukaryota; Metazoa; Chordata; Actinopteri; Perciformes; Percidae. Gene Ontology annotation, cellular component: extrinsic component of presynaptic endocytic zone membrane; synaptic vesicle; clathrin-coated vesicle. Gene Ontology annotation, molecular function: clathrin heavy chain binding; SNARE binding; 1-phosphatidylinositol binding. Gene Ontology annotation, biological process: clathrin coat assembly; synaptic vesicle budding from presynaptic endocytic zone membrane; clathrin-dependent endocytosis. Bases 630 to 2147 code for a protein of 505 amino acids.
UCUGCGCAGUGUUGGCGACACCACCGGGGAGCGGUGCGCAUUUUCCUUCGAUCUGAGAAGAGGACCACAGCAUCUGAAGCGGCAUUACUGAGCCAGAACGGACAAAUCUAAGAGGAUAGAAAAACCACAAUCUGACAACCAAGGAGGACAUUGUGGGUUAUCUUAUUUUGAAAAACCUUUGAUGCACUGACUCGGGAGGAGACAGCCAAACCCUAUGCCCCCUCCAAACGGGAUAUUUGACCGACCUAUGGAGUGUUGAUUUACGUUGUCAUUUUCCAAGAAUAUUUUUUGGACACUCAGAGGAGCCUCGCUUGUAACACAUUUGUCAUUGGCCUAUUUCUUUUUAAACAAAUUGCUGCGGGCUCAGAAAAUAGCUUUCAUUGCCAGUUUAGUGUUACAUAACCGAGCGGCAUUAGCUGUCCAAGGUGCUGAACUGAACGAAGCCGAUACCGGGACGAGCUGAGGGGAAUUCACAACCUUGCAAGGUCACAGGCCUAUCAUUCGGGGAAGAGGAAAGCCGGGGUUUCCGCCAACUCAACCACCGGGAAUCAGCCGGCCUAUAUUCACACAUUUUUUCAUCAUCCCGUGGUGAAAUACAUUCCUGAGGUGGUCGAUUCAACGGAGAGAAAAUGUCGGGGCAAACGCUCACGGAUCGCAUCGCCGCUGCGCAACACCAGCUAACGGGAUCAGAUAUGGCCCGGGCUGUCUGCAAAGCCACCACUCAUGAAGUGAUGGCGCCCAAGAAAAAGCACCUGGAGUACCUGGUGUCAGCCACCAACACCACCAACGUGAACAUUCCUCAGAUGGCUGACACGCUGUUUGAGCGAGCCACUAAUGCCAGCUGGGUGGUCGUCUUCAAGGCCCUUGUCACCAGUCAUCACAUGUGUGUCCACGGCAACGAGAGGUUCAUUCAGUACUUGGCUUCCAGGACCUCCCUUUUCAACCUCAGCAAUUUUAUCGACAAAACCGGCUCUCACGGAUAUGACAUGUCUACAUUCAUCAGACGGUAUGGACGAUACCUGAACGAGAAAGCCUUCGCCUACCGCCAGAUGGCUUUUGAUUUCACCAGAGUGAAGAAGGGUGCUGAGGGUGUGAUGAGGACCAUGACCACUGAGAAGCUGUUGAAAGGCAUGCCUGUUUUGCAGACUCAGAUUGACACACUCCUGGAGUUCGAUGUUCAUCCCAAGGAGCUGAACAAUGGGAUCAUCAAUGCUGCAUUCCUGCUUCUCUUCAAGGACCUGGUCAAACUGUUUGCAUCCUACAAUGACGGAGUCAUCAACCUAUUAGAGAAAUACUUCAAGAUGAAGAAGAGCGACUGUAAGGAGGCCUUGGAGAUCUACAAGAGGUUCCUGACCAGGGUUACAAAGAUUGGGGAAUUCAUGAAGCUGGCUGAGACAGUUGGAGUUGAGAAAAACGACAUUCCUGACAUCAACUACGCUCCCAGCAGUAUCCUGGAGAGUCUGGAAACGCACAUGAAUGGUCUGGAGGAUGUGAAGGGUGGAAAGAAGGGGUCGCCAACAAAGGGGUCUCCGACAAACAACGUGUCUCCAACAUCGACUCCGGCCAAAUCUUCAAACGCUGUUCCCACACUGCAGCCUCCUCCUGGGGAGAGCGCUGCCGCUGCUGCUGCUGCUGAGCCAGCUGAAGAUUCCUUGUUGGACCUGGAUCCGCUGUCCUCAUCGGGUCCCUCAGGGCAAUCAGCUGCCCCCACGUCUUGGGGAGAUCUUCUUGGAUCAGACCCCUUUGCUCCCUUGGAUGGUAGCACCAACGCAGCUUCUUCAGGUCUAGACCUUUUCGGCAUGAUGACUGUGGAGAAUAAUAACCUGGGUAGUUCGCUGGAUGCCUGUUUUAGCUCAUCCCCCUCCCCUUCCCCGCUCUUCACCUCUGCAUCCAGCACCAUCACCACCACUGCAACCAUUUCAGCUCCCAGCGCUCCCAGCGCUCCCAGCGCUGCCAACCCUGCGACUGACCUUUUCAGCGAUAUCUUUGAUUCCAUGCCAGACACAAGCUUCACCAAAGCAGACCCCGCUCCCAGUGUUGACUUGUUUACAGCAGCAGAUAUGUUCAGCUCCCCUGCCCCCAUCCUCUCCUCCGCACCCCCACCCAAAAUUGACACGGGAGCCAUCGUGAACCUGUUUGGUGCGUGAAGCCGAAGGCUGACUAUUACCCCUUCUUUGCCCUUAUGCUGCGAUGGCUCAACAACCUACUUUGACCUGGCAUGGCAU